Triticum turgidum subsp. durum (durum wheat) is the source of this 2637-nucleotide messenger RNA. Lineage: Eukaryota; Viridiplantae; Streptophyta; Magnoliopsida; Poales; Poaceae. The record is from the annotation of a GenBank genome assembly.
AUGCCCGGCAGCCAUUUUUCUUUGCGCGUGAAGCGACCUUUGGAGACUUUGGAGUCAGGUCUCCUGCUUUCUUGGCCGACAAUAUUACUACUCCGUUGUAGCUAUGCGAUGGUUGUCCAGUUUCUAGUUUACCUUCCAAUUCCAUUUCUGCAGCCCAACUGGUCUGAAGAAGCACACACCCCUCAAUUAGUCUCUUGCUGGAAGAUGAGGAAGAUGGCCUUUAGGGGCACUUCUUGUAUUCCAAUUUUGAUCCUCCCAUUCCUGAGUUCACUCUGCCAAUCCGAUGACCAGCUCACACAUGCAAAGCCGCUCUCCGCCAGCGACAUGCUCGUCUCCAAGGGCGGGGACUUUGCGCUCGGCUUCUUCUCCCCGAACAGCUCCAACACAAGCUUGUACCUUGGCAUAUGGUACAACAGCAUCCCUGGUCGCACCGUUGUAUGGACCGCCAACCGCGACGAUCCAAUCGCCGCAACUUCAUCUCCGAUGCUCGCCAUCACCAACAACUCCGACCUGGUGUUGUCUGACUCCCAAGGUCACACUCCUUGGGUGGUGAAGAGCGGCAUCACGGGCGUGGGAGUUACUGCGGUGCUGCGUUCGUCGGGGAACUUUGUCCUCAUGUCUCCAAAUGGCACAUCCAUAUGGCAGAGUUUUGAUUACCCGACAGACACCAUUCUCCCCGGUAUGAGGAUCUACCUGAGCAAGAGGGCUCAUGUUGUCAGACGCCUAAUUGCUUGGAAUGGGCCCAUUGACCCAUCCACUGGAGAUUUUUCUUUGGGCCUUGACCCCAAAUCGAACCUUCAGUUCGUCAUUUGGCAGGGGACCAUGCCCUACUGCCGCCUCAAUAUGCUAAAUAAUGAGUCGGUCGGCAGUGGCAUAUACCAGAACACAAUCUUCACCGAAGUUGUUACUGAAACAGGGGAUGGGUUCUACUAUAAAUUCCUCGUCUAUGAGGGCUCACCGUAUUCACGUGUUAUGCUCGACUACAUGGGCGUGUUCAGGUUUCUUAUCUGGAAUAACCGCUCAUCUUGGGCGACCGUCACCGAGCACCCCGCUAGCAGCUGUGACCUCUAUGCUUCAUGUGGCCCAUUCGGCUAUUGCGACAGCAUGGGGACUGUCGCAACAUGCCGUUGUCUCGAUGGGUUUGAACCCGCUGGUGUUAACUUUUCGAGCGGAUGUAGAAGAACCAAGGCACUGAAAUGCGGCAAGCCAAGUCAUUUCGUGCCCUUGCCUAGGAUGAAGGCCCCUGACAAGUUUUUACAUGUCCUCAACAGAAGCUUUGACGAAUGCACGACCGACUGCAGCAACAAUUGCUCAUGUACAGCUUACGCCUACACAAACUUGAGCAGUAACGGCGCUACGGCCGACCAGUCAAGGUGCUUGCUUUGGACAGGGGAGCUUGUCGACACAGGGAAGUAUAGCAACUAUGACGACAAUCUGUAUCUUCGGCUUGCCAACUUUCCUGUUCGAAAUAAUAGCAAAUUGGUAAAAAUUGUAGUCCCAACCAUGGCUUGCGUGUUGAUACUCGCAUGCCUCUUUGUCGGGAUAUUCAAAUACAGAGCAAGCAAACCAAAGAAGUAUGGAAUCCACAAUGGAGCAAUGCUAGGUUACCUUAGCUCGUCUAAUGAGAUUGGAGGUGAACAUGUGGACUUCCCUUUUGUUAGCUUUGAAGAUAUUUCCACUGCAACCGAUAAUUUCUCUGACUCUAAACAAAUCGGAAGUGGAGGUUUCGGCAAAGUUUACAAGGGAAUCCUUCAAGGGGACAAUGAAGUUGCUAUCAAAAGACUUAGUAAGGGUUCUGGGCAAGGGAUACAGGAGUUCAGAAAUGAGAUAAUUCUGAUUGCCAAAUUGCAGCACAAAAACCUUGUUAGACUUCUUGGUUGCUGUAUUUUUGGGGAUGAGAGAUUACUUAUAUAUGAAUAUUUACCAAACAAAAGCUUGGACGCCUUCCUUUUUGAUGAUACAAGACAAUAUGUGCUUGAUUGGCCUACACGCUUCCAAAUAAUUAAAGGGGUGGCUAGAGGUCUUCUUUACCUCCAUCAAGAUUCAAGAUUAACUAUAAUUCACAGAGAUCUCAAACCAAGCAACAUCUUGUUGGAUUCCGAAAUGACUCCCAAAAUAUCAGAUUUCGGUAUGGCAAGGAUCUUUGGUGGAAACAAACAAGAAGCAAAAACUACCCGGGUUGUUGGGACAUAUGGUUACAUGUCGCCUGAAUAUGUUAUGGGAGGCGCCUUUUCUGUAAAAUCCGACACGUAUAGCUUUGGUGUUCUUCUCUUGGAGAUUGUAAGUGGCUUGAAGAUCACCUCACCGCAACUGGUAGAGAACUUUGUCAGCCUAACAACUUAUGCAUGGAGACUAUGGGCAGAUGGAAAAGCAAGAGAACUGGUGCACUCUUCAUUUGUUGAGGAUUGUUCACUAAAUGAAGUUGUACGGUGUAUUCAAGUCUGUCUCUUGUGUGUUCAAGACCGUCCGGAUGAUAGGCCACUCAUGUCAUCGGUAACUUUUAUGCUGGAGAAUGAAAGUGCGUCGCUUCCAGCACCAAAGCAGCCAGCAUAUCUUGGUCUACAGAAUUUCGAAAGUGAAGAAUCAAGGGAGAACUCUAUGAAUACAGUGAGUAUCACAGCAGUCGAGGGGCGUUGA